AUGUCGGUUACAAAUGAGUUCUUUAAGGAAAAUGUCAUUUGUGGUGUUCGAGUAGGAACCAUGAGUUCGAGCGACACUACUAAAUGGUGUAAGCCGUCUCCUCCCUUUGUUAAAAUCAAUUUUGAUGGGUCGGUCAUUAACUCAGUUGCAGCUGGAGGUUUUGUGCUUAGGAAUGAGUUGGGGAACCCUCUGAUUGCGAAAGCUUUAAACUUAGGCCAUAAUACCAUUGAAGUGGCUGAGGCCUUAGCACUCCAGGAAGCUAUCUGUUGGGCGAAGAGGAAGAAUUUCUCUCAUAUUAUCGUCGAGGGUGACUCAAAGGUAAUUAUUGAUGUUGUUCAAGGGAAGUGCAAGAUUUCUUGGAACUUGAGAUCCAUCCUUGAGGAUGUCAACUGA
Messenger RNA from Pyrus x bretschneideri (Chinese white pear), 393 nucleotides. RefSeq lists its product as uncharacterized. NCBI's taxonomy places the organism in Eukaryota, Viridiplantae, Streptophyta, Magnoliopsida, Rosales, Rosaceae. The record is from RefSeq and is a predicted model, not a curated record. The transcript has a single exon. Gene Ontology annotation, molecular function: RNA-DNA hybrid ribonuclease activity; nucleic acid binding. The coding region runs from base 1 to 393 and encodes 130 amino acids.